ACUUCAGCAGGUUGAUCGAGUCUUUCUCCACGGAAAAUUCUGGAAAUGAAGAUGUUGGACGUCCACUUGGCCACUACGGAGUUGUACAACCGCUACAGGAAAACGGAAAUGGGGAAGCAGCUGAUAGCGACAUUGGUGAGGAUGAAGGGAAUUUUGAGGAAGAUCGCGGAAGUGAAGGUGAAUUUGUACGACCAGCUUUUAUCAGCCUCAUCGGGGAAGAAUAAUUCGAAACGUUAGCAGACGAGUACUCAAUUUUCUUUGCGAUGAUUCGUGUUACUUUUUUUAUCCUCGCCAGGGUAACUUGGAGUAUCAUUUGUAGCGCAACCAUCUCUUUCAUUUGUAGACUUGCCAUCGUUCUUUCGACCGUUUUUUGUUGCAACAUACAUUCACUCGAACUCUCGUUCGUCACUUCCAUCAAUCUUUCGCUCCCCCGCCAAUCCCAUUCAUCUCCAACAGGUUUAGUCACGCUGAGAUCCGUCAUCGAGUCACUUGGUUCUUGCCCAACACCUGUCGUGGCAAUGGUACGCCUAAUAACUGAUGCGUCAAUUGAUUCGUUGGUUGUGCUUGACAUAUCUGGACGAAGUUUCAGGCAAAGGUACCACUGAUACCGAGAAUAAUAAGCUGCGUUCAACUUGAUCAAUUAAAGGCGCGAUCUUGAUACCUCCAAAUCUAAA
Suillus plorans is the source of this 674-nucleotide messenger RNA. RefSeq lists its product as uncharacterized. The record is from RefSeq and is a predicted model, not a curated record. Lineage: Eukaryota; Fungi; Basidiomycota; Agaricomycetes; Boletales; Suillaceae. The coding region runs from base 264 to 605 and encodes 113 amino acids. The transcript has 2 exons.